GUCGGCACACCCACGCUGCCUGCCUGCUGAAAUCAAUAGGCUCUGUCCUAGCAACAGGCUUCCCCAAAGCCUGGACACCAGGCUCUCAUUCUGACAUGAGUUUCGGCUGCUUGCUGAGUUCCAUGGCCAGCUGCCGGGAGCCGGUACCCAGAAAGCCCUGAGGAGCAGCCACUCAGUAGCCGCUGACUCCCAGGGCCACCAUGAACUGGGGGGUCUUCGAGGGGCUCCUGAGCGGAGUGAACAAGUACUCCACGGCCUUUGGGCGCGUCUGGCUGUCCCUGGUCUUCAUCUUCCGCUUGCUGGUGUACCUGGUGACCGCCGAGCACGUGUGGAGCGAUGACCACAAGGACUUCAGCUGUGACACCCGCCAGCCGGGCUGCCCCAAUGUCUGCUACGACGAGUUCUUCCCCGUGUCCCACGUGCGCCUCUGGGCCCUGCAGCUCAUCCUGGUCACGUGCCCCUCGCUGCUCGUGGUCAUGCACGUGGCCUACCGUGAGGCCCGGGAGAAGAAGCACCGAGAGAGAGCCGGGAAGGACGGCGGGCGCCUCUACCUGGACCCCGGCAAGAAGCGCGGUGGGCUCUGGUGGACGUACGUCUGCAGCCUGGUGUUCAAGGCGGGCGUGGACGCCGCCUUCCUCUACGUGUUCCACCUGUUCUACCCCAAGUACACCCUCCCUCGGGUGGUCAAGUGCCACGCGGCUCCGUGUCCCAACACGGUGGACUGCUUCAUCUCCAAGCCCGCAGAGAAGAACAUUUUCACUCUCUUCAUGGUGAUCACGGCCGUCAUUUGCAUCCUGCUCAACCUGGUGGAGCUGGCCUACCUGGUGAGCAAGAGGUGCCAGGAGUGCCUGGCGGAGAGGAAAGCCCGGGCCAAGGGGGUGGGCCACCGCCUGGACUGGACCACCUCUUCCACCAAACAGGACGACCUCCUCUUGGGUGAUCUCAUCUUUCUGGGCUCCGAUGUUCCCCCUCCUCUCUUACCAGACCAUCCUCGAGACCAUGUGGAGAAAACCACGCUAUGAGGGGCUCGGGGUCAAGCCUGGGUUAGAAGGACCUGGCAGGGAAGGUGCAGCCCUGGGGGCAGGCAAGAGCGAGGGUCGAGUGGCCUGGAGGCAGGUCCCGAUUCCCAGUUCCUGCCACCUGCCCCAGCUCUGUGGCCUUGGACAAGUUACCCCCUCGCAACUGAACUUAAGUUUCCUUUCGUGUGCCAGAGAUGGUGAGGCCUGCGUCACAGUGCAGGGGAUGGGGGUGUUGAUAAAAGAGCAGAUAUGCAAGUGCCUUUGGGCCAAGGUCAAGGCUUAAUAAAAGUCAUACAAUAA
Phacochoerus africanus (Common warthog) is the source of this 1319-nucleotide messenger RNA. It is a transcript of the gene GJB5, whose product is annotated as gap junction protein beta 5. Gene Ontology annotation, cellular component: connexin complex. The record is from RefSeq and is a predicted model, not a curated record. Gene Ontology annotation, biological process: cell communication. The transcript has 2 exons. NCBI's taxonomy places the organism in Eukaryota, Metazoa, Chordata, Mammalia, Artiodactyla, Suidae. The coding region runs from base 201 to 1022 and encodes 273 amino acids.